Molecule: messenger RNA, 1653 nt
Organism: Rhizopus microsporus ATCC 52813
Lineage: Eukaryota; Fungi; Mucoromycota; Mucoromycetes; Mucorales; Rhizopodaceae
Exons: 2
Coding region: 468-1403 (311 amino acids)
Source: RefSeq, a predicted model, not a curated record
CGUCACUCUAGAAAUUGUUUAAAAUCCACUCUUAGAUUGGGCUGAUAAGUAUCAAUUCGAUUAUCGCGAUCUCCCUUUCCUCCUUGUUCUCAUCUGUUGCAUGCAUUUUGCAGAUCAUGGCAAACUUAAAAAAAUCCAAGGUCAAAAAAUCUAAAAGCGAUAAGAUACCUCUUCCAGAAGAUACUCAAUGAUGCCUUUCUAACUUGCCCAACUUGACAACAAGAAAGUUCUAUGAUGCAUUUGGCCACGAUUACAAUUCAGUGCAAAAAAUUUCGAGAGGAUACAGGAAUAUUAUUAGCAAUGAACUGAAAGGCGUCAAAAACAUUGUAAAUAUCAGAAAUGAGCACAACAUGUGGAUGAGGUCGAAGAAGAAUACCCAUUAUUGGCUGGAGAAAAUAAGAUAGGAGACAGCCUCAAUCGCACACAUUGAAAGCGCUCAAUAUGUUCAGGAUGUUGUCAGGACAGAAAUGAACCAAAUAAAAGUCAUGGAAAAUAGCCAGAAUAAAGAAACAGAUAGCCAAAGUGAAGAGAUCGAUAAAGAAACUACUGAAAAACUACUUUAUCAUGAAGAUGAUCAAGAUGAAAUCAAUGAAACCGAGGAAGAUGAAGGUACCGAAGCAGAGCCUUGGAUUCUGGAGAAUGGCAUUAAUGUUACAAACCUGUUCACUGAAUAUCGUCAACAUGUCAAGCAAUUUGUUGAAUCCGAAGGCUUUAUCCCACUUGAGAGCCAUGUGCAAGAGUUGGCUGCCUUAAACCACAUACUAAUUCUAAAACCAUUGCAACACAGCAAAAUGAUGAGAGAAGUUUUCACUGACGAGCAUAUCAAGCACGCCCUAAAUGAACAAGUACGAAUGUCAAUUGGCCUCUCGCUUGAUUUUACCAGUGAGGACUUGAUGCGGCUAAACCUCAUAUUGAAACAGUUGACAAAUCACACUCAAAGUAUAUAUAGGAUCACUAUUGAUAUUUUGUUAUUCUCCAAUUCCUUAACUUACGAAAAACGCAGAGUCCUCAUAGGCAUUGCAUUGCUAAUUUUAAAACUUCCUAGAGACCCAAUUGCAGAUGUCACUAAUAUCUCUGAAUCAGAGUUAUGGAGCAUCUAUUUUGACCCUCUAUUGUCUGCCAUUGUUUCUGACAAUGAAAGAAACAUGCUCUUACGAUGGUUAAACAAGCAAGCUGAGGGUAACCUUUUAAGACCCGAUGCAUCGAUUACACUGAUUGAUCAAUUACAAUUUGGUGCUCAUCUUGGGUUUGGCGAAGUGAAAAUUGUUCAGCCUACAUGUGACAAAGCAGCCCUUUGUAGCGAUUUUUUACGUUUGACCCAUCUGACAAAAGAAUGCCUAGAUAGCCACCUUCUAGAUGCUUCGUUUAGCUUUCAGAUUUAUGGUAAGUACGCUUCAUUAUGAUAGAUAUACAGAAUUUCUUAUUUCGACCUACUACAGGCUUCUCUGUUGCUUUUUAUAUGACUCGAUUGAACCACCACAAGAUAUAUACAAUGACUGAGCUUGGUAGGAUAAAGUUUCCGCGAUCUUUAAACGAUAUAUCUGCCUUCUGCUGCCCUCAAAAUAUGCAAUUGCUAAUUCAAAUUACAAAUGCCUUCUGGACCCACUGCAAGCCCAGUCUCUCUCCUUCGACUGCUAAAGAAAGAUCAAUAAA